Messenger RNA from Dipodomys ordii (Ord's kangaroo rat), 2491 nucleotides. RefSeq names its product histone deacetylase 10 (gene Hdac10). NCBI's taxonomy places the organism in Eukaryota, Metazoa, Chordata, Mammalia, Rodentia, Heteromyidae. Gene Ontology annotation, cellular component: histone deacetylase complex. The record is from RefSeq and is a predicted model, not a curated record. The transcript has 17 exons. Gene Ontology annotation, molecular function: histone deacetylase activity. The coding region runs from base 126 to 2363 and encodes 745 amino acids. Gene Ontology annotation, biological process: chromatin organization.
GCCCCGGGAUUUGCUGCUCGCCGGUGGCUUCUGCGGAGCCCUCGCGUCCCGCCUGGGCUCGGCGCCGGGCUCUGGGGCGCACAGCGGAGGCUGCGCUCUGCCACUGACCCAAAGUGGACGCGGCCAUGGCCACCGCGCUCGUGUACCACGAGGACAUGACCGCGGCCCGGCUGCUCUGGGACGACCCGGAGUGUGAGCUCGAGCGCCCGGAGCGCCUGGCCGCCGUCCUGAGCCUCCUGCGGCUGCGGGGCCUGGAGCAGCGCUGCCUGCGCCUGUCAGCGUGCGAGGCGUCCGAGGCCGAGCUGGGCCUGGUGCACAGCCCCGAAUAUGUGGCCCUGGUGCGGGAGACCCAGACCCUGGACGAGGAUGAACUCCGGGCACUGUCUGAACAGUAUGAUGCCGUCUAUUUUCACCCGAGCACCUUCCACUGUGCCCGCCUGGCGGUGGGGGCCGCACUGCAGCUGGUGGAUGCUGUGCUGACCGGAGCUGCGCCCAAUGGGCUUGCCCUGGUGAGGCCUCCGGGACACCACAGCCACAGGGCAGCUGCCAAUGGGUUCUGCGUGUUUAACAAUGUGGCAAUAGCGGCCAAACAUGCCAAGCAGAAACAUGGGCUGCACAGGAUCCUCAUUGUCGACUGGGAUGUCCACCAUGGCCAGGGCAUCCAGUAUAUCUUUGAAGAUGACCCCAGCGUCCUUUAUUUCUCUUGGCACCGCUAUGAAUACGGGCGCUUUUGGCCCUUCCUGCGAGAGUCAGAUGCAGAUGCAGUUGGGCAGGGACAGGGCCGAGGCUUCACAGUCAACCUGCCCUGGAACCAGGUGGGGAUGGGAAAUGCUGACUACCUGGCUGCCUUCCUGCACGUACUGCUCCCGCUGGCCUUUGAGUUUAACCCAGAGUUGGUGCUGGUCUCAGCAGGAUUCGACUCAGCCAUUGGGGACCCUGAGGUAAGAGCCGCUGGCUGGGAGGCUCUAGGGUCUAGAUCCCAGGCCCCUACCACAUGUGGCUCUUUGCUUCAGGGGCAGAUGCAGGCAACCCCCGAGUGCUUUGCUCACCUCACACAGUUGCUGCAAGUGCUGGCUGGAGGCCGGGUUUGUGCUGUGUUGGAGGGUGGAUACCAUCUGGACUCCUUGUCCGAGUCUGUGUGCAUGACAGUACAGGCGCUGCUGGGGGACCCUGGCCCUGUGCUGCAGGGGUCCAUGGAACCCUGUCAGAGUGCCCUGGAGUCCAUACAGAGCGUCCGGGCUGCCCAGGCCCCUCACUGGACAAGCCUCCAACAAGGCAGGGCCCCUGGGCCGAGUCCUAGCAUCUGCCCCACUGAGGGGAGGCCGCUCCCUCUGCUUCCUGGGGGCCCCACCGGUGAGGCAGCAGCCCUGGGCCUGCUGGGUUUCCACCCCACACCUGCAUCUCCCGUCCACAUGGCUGUUGCUCUGACUGGGCCAAGUGCCACCCUGGCCCUGUCCCCUGAAGUGCUACUUCAGGAGGAGGUGUCAGUGGGCAGGCAGGAGACAGAAGCCUGGGCCAGGUGGGCAGGGCAGGCCUGGGGAGGUGCCUCUGUUUUGUGCCUGCAACUGAUGUACUGUCAGUUGGUGCACUUAUUCCUCUGGCUGGCACAUCACAGGCAACACGAGUCCCUGACCCAAGACAAGGCCCUUUCUGCGCUUGGGAAGUUCCUGUUCCUCGCAGAUGGGAUCCUGAAUGGGAAGGUGACCUGUGGCAUUGCAGCCAUCCCAGCCUGUGCUAAAGCAGCUACCUUGGAUGUGGCCAUUCGGCAAAGUCUGUCCCGUGGAGCUCAGAGGCUGCUCUGUUUGGUCCUGGGAGAGCUGGAUUGGCCCCUGGACAUUGCUGAUGAUGGGAGAAUUCUGUGGCUGAACAUUGGAGGCAAGGAGACAGCUGUCCGGUCUGCGUUCCACAUCUCCACACCAUUGCCAGGGACAACAGGAGGAUUCCUGAACUACACCUUGGGUCUGGUACUGCCUUUAGCCUAUAGCUUCCAGCCUGAGCUGGUGCUGGUGACAGUGGGGCCUGCCCAAGGGCUACAGGACCCCCAUGUUGCUCUUCUGGCUGCAAUGCUUCGAAUUCCAGCAGCAGGCCGAGUCCUGGCUCUCCUGGAGGAGGAAUCUGCAUCCCAGCUUGUAACAACCCUGGCUCCGGUGUUGCAUGGAGAGGCACCUCCCAGCUUGGGCCCUUUCUUAAUGGCUUCUCCAGAGGACAUCCAGACCCUGAAAUGUCUAAGAGCACAGCUGGAACCUCGGUGGAAGUUGCUGCAGGUGGCUAGCGAGGCUCAGGGGGAGGCAGGGUCCUGCCAUAGAGUCCCAUUGGGAAAACCACCUAGUGGAACCAACUACACAGAUCAAGCCUGUUCCUAGCCCCUCCUCCAGGACCAUGCUGUCCUGUAACCUAAGACUGGCCAAGUGGAAAUGGUUGCUCGUGGGUCCUGCACAGUGGCUCCACCUGCGCUCCCUCACGCCACAGCAGUAAAAUCAGUUGAAGCUGG